Molecule: messenger RNA, 7381 nt
Organism: Exaiptasia diaphana
Lineage: Eukaryota; Metazoa; Cnidaria; Anthozoa; Actiniaria; Aiptasiidae
Product: CREB-binding protein
Exons: 28
Coding region: 314-6877 (2187 amino acids)
Biological process (GO): positive regulation of transcription by RNA polymerase II
Cellular component (GO): histone acetyltransferase complex; transcription regulator complex
Molecular function (GO): transcription coactivator activity; protein binding; histone acetyltransferase activity
Source: RefSeq, a predicted model, not a curated record
GCGCUUCACGGCAUUGACAGAGCGAACAUUUCAGAACGUUUUUUACUUCUAGGUUUUUCCUUCUAUUUAAUGAUCUUGGACCGGGUUUAGAAGAACAAUCCAAAAGAAGCAGCUUUUCUCAUUUAUUCAAGUUCCUCUGAGAAGGAUUCCACGAUCUCCAUGUUCCAUUUUGAGUAGUUUGUGUUUCAUACUACCGAUCUGAAGACGACAAUGGGGACAUGGCUAGACUUCUAGUUUUGAGGAGAUGACUAUGUAUGAUCAACAAGUCGUUUUCCUGUAGUGGGGUUUGUAUUGUACGGUAGUACUACUAGUAAUGGCCGAUCAACUGGUGGAUGGGCCACCAAAUAAACGGCAGAAAUUGGGCACGCCAGAUACUCCGACCGAAAAUGCAGACAUUGGAAAAAUUCUGGACGACUUGGAGCAAAAUUUGCCAGAAGAACUUAUGGGCUCAGGCUCGAUGAAUGAAAUUGCAAACGGAGAAACAGCUGAUAUUGCUUCGACUACUUCUCCAAGUUUACAACGAAUGUUGCAGUCGAACUCGGAUGUUCUGUCAAGUAGCGCAAGCACAACGUUUAGUACAACUGCUACUGCUAGCUCAGCUAGCAUCUCCAGUCCAAACAGCCCUUCACUGACAACCCUUACUCCUGCUAAAUCGCCGGUUAUGAAUUAUACUAUGUCGUCGCCUCCUUCAAUGCCAGUUAGUACAUCAGGAACUCCAACUCCGGCAACUCCGCUUACAUCGAGUGAGCAUCACCUUUCUUCGGUCCUCGCUAAUUCUGCUCCUUCAUCGAACUCAGUAACGUUGUCAACAAUGAAUUCAGCUUCAGGGAUACAACCAUCGAUCAUGGCUAAUAGUUAUUCACAGGGACAGUACAAUAUGCUAGAUAUGAACACUUUACCGAACAGYAUGAUGGCUUCACUAAACGGCCCUAGCGUUGGAAGCGGUAUGAAUUCGAUGAACAUGGUACAACGUAAUGGCCCUUCGAGUUAUGGCCGCUCCAACUCGAUUGGCACGAAUAUGAACGUGUCUAGUUCUGCGGCAAAUGUUUAUGAUUCAUUAAGCCAUAUUCAGUCAGAACCAAAUUUUAUGAAUACACAAGGACUAAAUGGAAGCCUUGAUCCUACUCGAUCGCUUCAAGGGAAUCAGGGGUCUGGUUUGCCAACAACAGGCACUGGGCUUGGAUCAUCUCAACCACCGACAGCAGAUCCUGAAAAGCGAAGACUAAUACAGCAGCAGCUUGUUCUUCUUCUUCAUGCACACAAAUGUCAAAGAAGGGAACAACAAGCUGCUAAUGGUGAAGUAAAGGCUUGUAAUCUGCCUCAUUGUCGGACAAUGAAAAAUGUAUUAAAUCACAUGACGACUUGUACAGCAGGGAAAACCUGUCAAGUUGCUCAUUGUGCAUCUUCUCGGCAAAUAAUUUCUCACUGGAAAAAUUGUUUACGGCAAGAUUGUCCAGUGUGUCUUCCUUUAAAGCAUGCAUCUGAUAAGCGAAAUCAAGCUGCAAAUGAUGGUAUGCAGAAAGCCUACCAAGCUCUAGGGUUAAGUUAUAGUGGAGCCAAUCGAAUGUCACAAUUUCCACAUCAUAAUAAAGCAUUUGGUGAUAAUAGUAGUGGGGCGUCAGGUACGGGGUCUGUAGUUAACAAAGGACCCAAGGAAUGGCAUCAGCAUGUAACACCAGACCUGAGAAACCAUCUUGUCCAUAAACUUGUUACAGCAAUUUUUCCUACACCUGUGAAUGAUCCAAGUGCACUAAAAGAUCGCAGAAUGAGUAACCUACUAAAUUAUGCUAGGAAAGUUGAAGGAGAUAUGUAUGAAACAGCUAACUCAAAGGAGGAGUACUACCAUCUCUUAGCUGAGAAAAUCUAUAAAAUUCAAAAAGAACUUGAAGAGAAAAGACAAAAGAGACUAAUGCAACAAAUGAGAACAAUGCCUGGUAGUUCACAGGUUCCACAAGUACCUUUCCAACAGAUGAAUGGUGAUCAGAGUGGCACUCAAUUAACACCUGCACAAGCUACAGCUUUAAAAGCUGCACAAAUGCAUCGUCAACCUAUGUUUUCAGAUCCCAUUUUUAAUACAACUCAGCAACAACAGCUACCAUCAUCAACACCACAGCCCAUGCCCAUGGCUUCUCAGUCACAAACAUCUAGUGCUGCUUCCCCACAAGUUGYACAACCUCAAGGUCAGCAGUCCAAACCUGCAAUGCAACCAGACAGUCCAGCACAGAAACCAUCACCAGCACAUUCACAAUCUGGUCAAAGUCAAGGAAAAGCUCCUCCUCUGUCUCCAGAGAAGUCAUUCUCCAAGGAUAGUGAGCAGACGYUGGCUAAAUCACCAAGUUCAUCUGGUAAGGGAACUGGUCCAGCAAGCCCCAAACGACCAAAUAUUGGUAAAGCAGAAGCUGCAGAGAAGCAACUACCAUCAUCACCCAGUACACCACAGUCUCAACCACAAGAUAAGAAACCAUCUUUUGAGGGAUUAACAAGUGCCACCACAGCAACACCACUAACAUCUAUUACAACAACAUCCACCCAAGAUGUAAAACCACUGGUAACAGUUAAGCAGGAGCCACAUGCUUCAGUUACACAAGUAACUCCAGCAUCACAGGCUCUUGCUAUACCUGGACCAUCAGUCAGGUAUCCAUUCAAAAAAGUGUUUUUACCAGAGGAGCUCAGGCGCAAACUCAUGCCAACUCUUGAGAGACUCUACAAGCAUGAACCAGAGUCCCUUCCGUUUCGUGUCCCAGUUGAUCCUAAGCUCUUGGGGUGUUUGGAUUAUUUUGAUAUUGUCAAACGACCAAUGGACCUUUCCACUAUUAAGAGAAAGCUUGAUACUGGACAGUACAAGGACCCAUGGGAGUAUUGUGAUGAUGUUUGGCUCAUGUUUGAUAAUGCCUGGAUGUACAACCGCAAGACAUCCAGAGUUUAUAAAUAUUGUACAAAGUUGUCUGAAGUUUUUGAACAAGAAAUAGAUCCUGUCAUGAAAUCUCUUGGGUAUUGUUGUGGUAGAAAGUAUGUAUUCCAGCCUCAAGUUUUAUGCUGUUUUGGAAAGCAGCUCUGCACCAUACCAAGAGAUACAACAUAUUAUACUUAUCAAAACAGAUUCCACUAUUGUGAGAAGUGCUUCAAUGAAAUUGAAGGGGACAUUGUCAACCUUGGAGAAGACCCAACUUUGCAACAAAGUACAAUUCCCAAGUCACAGUUCCAAAAAUUAAAGAAUGACCAUUUGGAUAUGGAACCGUUUGUGGAGUGCAUUGACUGUGCUCGUAGAGUUCAUCAAAUAUGUGUCCUUCACAAUGAUUAUAUUUGGCCUAAUGGGUUCCAGUGCGAUACUUGCCUCGAACGAAGAGGUUCAGUCCGAAAGGAAAAUAAAUAUAAUGCAAAAAGACUACCGCACUCUAAACUUGGAGAACUAAUUGAAAGAAGAGUUAAUGGAUUUCUGAGGAAGCAAAAUUGUUCAAAUGAAGUAACAAUACGAGUUGUAUCAAGUGUCGACAAAAUUGGAGACAUUAAACCUGGAAUGAAGACAAGAUAUGAUGGGUCUGGUCAAUUACCUGAGAGUUUUCCAUACCGAGCUAGAGCUAUGUUUGCAUUCGAAGACAUUGAUGGGACUGAUGUGUGCUUCUUUGGUAUGCAUGUCCAAGAGUAUGGAUCUGACUGCCAACAGCCAAACACAAGACGAGUAUAUGUGUCAUACUUGGACAGUGUGCACUUCUUUACCCCUCGUCAUCUUCGAACUGCUGUCUACCAUGAGAUCUUGAUUGGUUAUCUAGAGCAUGUGGGACAAAUUGGUUAUCAGAUGGCACAUAUUUGGGCAUGUCCUCCCAGUGAAGGUGAUGACUACAUUUUUCACUGUCAUCCAGCUGAGCAGAAAAUCCCAAAACAUAAACGACUUGUUGAGUGGUACAGAAAGAUGCUGGACAAAGCUAUCAUGGAUAGGGUUGUCAUUGAAUACAAGGACAUUCUGAAACAAGCAAGUGAUGAUGGGCUUACAUGUGCUAGUGAACUUCCAUAYUUUGAUGGGGACUUUUGGCCCAAUGCCCUUGAAGACAGCAUAAGAGAAUUAGAUCAAGAAGAAGAAGAACGAAAAGCAAGUGCUGCAGCUGCAGAGGCCUCUGGAAAAGAUAGUCAAGGUAGUAAAAACAAAGGAAACAGCAAACGAAGUAACAACAAGAAGGCAACUAAAAGCAAAGCAAGCAAUCGCAAGACAAACAAGAAAAUUAACGGUCCUGGAACUGAGUUGUGUGACCUUUCCCAGAGAUUAUACAUAACAAUGGAAAAACAUCGAGAGGUCUUCUUUGUCAUUCGUCUCAAUGGUCGAAAAACACCUGAAACAGCGGAUCCAGAUUCAUUGAUGUCGUGUGACUUGAUGGAUGGACGUGAUGCAUUUCUAACUUUAGCYAGGGAAAAGCAUUACGAGUUCUCUUCCUUACGUCGAGCCAAAUUCUCUACAAUGGCUAUGUUGGUAGAACUUCAUAACCAAGGGCAAGACCGGUUUGUGUACACUUGCAAUCUCUGCAAAAGACACAUUGAAACCAGAUAUCACUGCGUUGAAUGUGAGGACUUUGACUUGUGUGUGCCAUGCUAUGAAGAAAAGGGUCAUGACCACAAGAUGGAGAGACUGGGAUUUGAUCUUGAUGUUGAUCAACAGAAUCAGCAAGAACAGGAUGGGAGCAAAAAAGGUCAACAACUCACUGCUCAAGAAGAACGCAGAAUUAAGAUUCAAAGAUGUAUUCAAAGUCUUGUUCAUGCAACACAUUGUCGCGAAACUAGCUGCACUGUAAUAAGCUGUGCUAAAAUGAAAAGGGUGGUUGAACAUACAAAGUCAUGUAAGAGAAAAACAAGCGGMGGUUGUCGAAUCUGUCAAGAACUUAUUCAUUUAUGUUGCUAUCAUGCGAAGCACUGCAUGGAGAGGGAAUGUGUGGUGCCAUUCUGUAGGCACAUAAAGGCAAAAUUACGGCAACAGCAAAUGCAACAGCGGUUUAACCAACAUCAAACUCUACGUAGACGAAUGGCACAAAUGGCGAGAAGUACGAUGCAGCCACCAGCGCCAAUGCCUGGCCAACAACCGACAAAUGUUCCCCAGGCUCUGCCGCAGCCACCUCAUCCAGGUAUGCAUCAACAACCAACCAAGCAGAUUCCCACCCAACAACCACCACCUUACCAACAGCCUCAAAAGCCUGUAGUAACUAACCCACCRCCAGGGGCUGUCGCUGCUGUCCAGAAAAUCACAAGAGAUGCUAUCCAACAAGCUCAAAACAGGCAACCAAUGACACCUCCUGUUGGACAGCCAUCCUUUCCACCUCAACAGCAACAACCUCAAGUGUCCUUACCCCCUCAACAAGUAAUUGGAUCACCCAACUCAAAUAUGCAAGGAAUUGGAAUGCCACACAAUCCUGCGUUUAUACAGCAGAACAUGCAAAAUCAAGUCAAUCAACAGAUGCAACAGAUGCAAGGAAUGAGACCAUCAAUAGAACGAUGGCAAAACAUGUACCAAAAUCCACAGCAGCCGCCACAGCAACAACAUCCAAACCAAGUAAAUACUAACGUGGCCGGUGGUCAGUCCUUCCCUCCAAUGAGCUCGCAACAAAGCGUACCUCCAAUGGGUAUGCAGCAGAACCAUAUGCGACCUCCAACAAACAUACCACCUGCCUUGCAACAACUACUACAAACGCUAAAGUCUCAAAGCCAUCCACAUCAAUACCAGCAGGCUCAGGUUGUGCAAAUCCUUAAACAAAACCCUCAGCUGAUCAAAGCUUUUAUGCAGCAUCGUCAACAACAACAAUUCUUGAAUCAAUCACAGCAGCAACAGCAACAACAACAAGGCAUGCAGCAAGGCAUGCAGCAAGGCAUGCCCCAAGGAAUGCAACAAGGAAUGCAGCAAGGAAUGCCACAAGCUAUGCAGCAACAAAUGCACCAAGGAAUCCCGCAGGGAAUGCAGCAAGGGAUACCCCAAGGAAUGCAACAAGGUGGCGUCCAGCAGGGAAUUCAACAAAAUAUGCAACCAACUAUGCAGCAAGGCAUUCAACAAGGAAUGCAGCCCGGUAUUCAACAAGGAAUGCAACCAGGUAUGCAGCAAGGUGUGCAACAAGGUAUGCAACUUAGUAUGCAACAAGGCGUACCUCAGAAUAUACCUCAGAAUAUGCAACAGCAGGCAUUGCAGCAACCAGGUAUUCAGGCUCAAAUACCUCAAAUGAACAAUUCAGGACAAUCUAGUAUGCUUACUGCACAACAACAACAGUGGAUAAGAUUUCAGCAACUGCAACAAUUCAAACAGAAACAGCAACAAGCGCAGCAGCARCAACAACAAGCGCAGCAGCAGCAGCAACAACAACAACAGAAUGUAUUUCAGCAACCGCAAAUGUCUCCUUUUUCGCAAAUGAAUGCCGCCGCAAGGAGAGCCCAAUUGCAGAACAUGAACAACGCGCAACCAAACAUGAUGCAUCCCAACGGGCAAGCACAGCCUUCACCACCACAGCACUAUCAAGCAAAGCAAAACCAAAUGCAAGUCCACAUGAUGUCCCCUCAAGCUCCUCCUAUGUCACCUCAACAAGGAGGACUUCCAUCCCAGUCUCCUCGGCCUGUCAUGUCACCUCAACCAUACCAAAACACCGUUUCUCCAAGGCAACAAACGGUAUCACCUCAUCCACAGCAGUCAUUAACGUCGCCUCAUCCUUCAGCAUCACCUCAUCAUAGUCUCGACCAAUCUCAACCACUAGACAAACCUCUCUUCGCUCAGCCACUCGCCACGCGAGGAAUGAACCUUCCUCCAUUACAAACGCCUACUGAGCAAGAACUUUCGAUAGGGCAGGAGGAUCCAGAGACAGUACCUCCUCUUACUCCUCAAGACCAAUUAACGAAAUUUGUCGAGAAUUUAUAGUACAGAUUUUAAAACAGAAUCAUGACAGAAAAAGAGCUGUACUUUAUACUUUGUAUGUAGUUUUAUGUCGCCGAUGAAAGUAUCGUGGCCCAAGAAAUUUUCUACCAUUUAUAUCGUUAUAUAUAAUUAAUUUGUAUAGCAGCUCAGAACAAGUGCCUGUAAUACAGACUCAGUUGCAAGCACUGAGCAAUGUAAUUUUAGUUUUAGAAUAAUAAUUUUCAGCAACUCGGUCGCUAAGACACUGUACAAAGCGCACGUUCUUACCGAUACAUACUAUUGACGUGCAUACAGUAUAAUAAAUGUAUGCACUUUCCAAAACGCUUGACAUAGAAUGAUGUGUUCAUUUACUGUUUACAGUAGUCUCUAUAAAUUAUACAUACAUUAAAAUAUGCCAAGAUCGUUUUGCUCGAGAAGAAUGCCAACACGACAAGAUCGUGGUAAGCGUCCAAACGCUUUAUUGGCAUUAUAUUUUUUAUGAAUAAAGGAAGGAUCUUACGAAGUGCC